AGAGAAGUGAAGGUAGUCUCGCUCUCUCAGCUAUACACUUUCUUGAGAGAAAAGAAAAGACUCGACUAGAGCUUGAGCUUCACUUCCUCUAUUUGAAGCUCCUUCAAUCGAAGAAGUUAGGGCAUAUUUCAACCGAGUUUACUCAGACUCAGAAAUCGAAGGUUGCGAGGGAGAAAGAUGAGCAGCAUAGGCACAGGUUACGAUCUUUCCGUCACUACAUUCUCUCCAGAUGGCCGCGUUUUUCAGAUCGAGUACGCCGCCAAAGCUGUCGACAACAGUGGGACUGUUAUUGGGAUCAAAUGCAAAGAUGGCGUCGUUAUGGGUGUGGAGAAGCUCGUAGCGUCAAAAAUGAUGUUGCCUGGUUCCAAUAGAAGAAUACAUUCGGUUCAUCGACACUCUGGCAUGGCUGUUGCAGGCUUAGCAGCAGAUGGCAGGCAAAUUGUUGCCCGGGCCAAGUCUGAAGCUACUAACUAUGAAAGUGUGUAUGGUGAAGCAAUUCCUGUUAAGGAACUGGCUGAACGUGUUGCAAGCUAUGUGCAUCUUUGUACACUAUAUUGGUGGCUCAGACCUUUCGGGUGUGGAGUAAUCCUUGGUGGCUAUGACAGAGAUGGACCACAAUUAUACAUGGUUGAACCAUCUGGAGUUUCUUAUAGGUACUUUGGGGCUGCAAUUGGGAAGGGCAGGCAGGCUGCUAAAACAGAGAUUGAAAAGUUGAAGCUUUCUGAAAUGACUUGUCGGGAAGGGAUUAUUGAAGUUGCAAAAAUCAUAUAUGGAAUACACGACGAGGCAAAAGACAAGGACUUUGAAUUAGAAAUGAGCUGGGUCUGUGAUGAAUCAAACCGGCAACAUCAGAAGGUUCCAGAAGAUCUUUUACAAGAGGCCAAAUCAGCAGCUAAAGCAGCUUUGGAAGAAAUGGAUGCAGACUAAGUUGAAUGCAUAGGCCUAGUGCGAGUGCCCAAUAGAACACAAAUUGAAAGAAUGUAUGCAGUUGGGACAUGAUUUGGUGGGUUUUGAUAGCCCUAUCGAUGUUUGCCGGUCCAACUAUUGCCCAUUACAAAUAUUUAAAACCUCCAUUGUGUGAGGUGCAGACCUUAGGAUACGCUUUGCUUUAUGUCAAACUAUUUUUUUCUUCACUUGUUUCUGCUUACUUUUUUUCUAAUGAAAAGGGGAAGGGGCUACCAGUGUGGCCUCCCUUCUUGGGCGUAA
Molecule: messenger RNA, 1206 nt
Organism: Humulus lupulus (European hop)
Lineage: Eukaryota; Viridiplantae; Streptophyta; Magnoliopsida; Rosales; Cannabaceae
Product: proteasome subunit alpha type-3
Exons: 10
Coding region: 178-927 (249 amino acids)
Biological process (GO): ubiquitin-dependent protein catabolic process
Cellular component (GO): proteasome core complex, alpha-subunit complex; nucleus; proteasome core complex
Source: RefSeq, a predicted model, not a curated record